Molecule: messenger RNA, 3664 nt
Organism: Melopsittacus undulatus (budgerigar)
Lineage: Eukaryota; Metazoa; Chordata; Aves; Psittaciformes; Psittaculidae
Gene: MIER2
Product: MIER family member 2
Exons: 13
Coding region: 50-1846 (598 amino acids)
Biological process (GO): negative regulation of transcription by RNA polymerase II
Cellular component (GO): nucleoplasm
Molecular function (GO): transcription corepressor activity; histone deacetylase binding
Source: RefSeq, a predicted model, not a curated record
GCGGCCGCAGCAUCCGGGGCCUGAGCCCCGCUGCCGCUCGCGCUCGGCCAUGGCGGAGGCCUCGGUUGGGCGGCAGAGCCCCAGGGUGGUGCCGUACCCAGCGCGCAGCCUAUGUCCUGCAGAGCCUGCCCUUCAGACUGCAGCAGUUGUGUCCAUGGGCUCAGCUGAUCAUCGACUGAACUUAGCAGAGAUCCUUUCACAGAACUAUGGUGUCCGGGAAGAAAGGGAGGAGGAGGAUGAUACUCAGGAGAAGCAGAAAUCUUUAGAAGAGCUGGAGAAGAGCUUCAGUGCCUCUCAGCUGGUGUUGUGCUCGGUGAUUGUUCCCUUCCUGAUGAAGCUUUGUCCUCCUCUCGCUCAGAGCAGUGAAAUGCCAUUUGAGGAGCUGCUUGCACUUUAUGGCUAUGAGGCAUCUGGUCCCAUCUCGGAGCAGGACAGUGAGAGCAAUGAUAUUACUCCAAAUCUCCCAGAUAUGACUCUGGAUAAGGAACAAAUAGCGAAGGAUUUGCUUUCAGGGGAAGAAGAGGAGGAGACACAGUCUUCAGCUGACGACCUGACGCCAUCCGUCACAUCGCACGAUGCAUCGGACCUAUUCUCAAACCAGCCCGGGUCAAACAACUUUCUUGCUGAUGAAGACAAAGAACCCUGUUCAUCUCCAUGUGCUUCCUCCAUGGCUGAGGAUUCGGAGGAGGAUUCCAUCCCAUCCAAUGAGUGCAAGAAGGAGAUCAUGGUUGGACCUCAGUACCAAGCCACUGUUCCCAUCCUCCACUUGAACAGGCAUGGGGAAAAAGUGCUUUUUCUGUUAGCCUAUGAGAAUGAAGAUCAGCUGCUUUGGGACCCAAACAUCCUCCCUGAGAGAGAGGUGGAGGAGUUCCUGUACCGCGCAGUGAAGCGGCAGUGGGACGAGCUGUCCAGCAGCAGCCUGCCAGAAGGAGAGAUGGUGAAGGACAACGAGCAGGCUUUGUACGAGCUGGUUAAAUGCAACUUCAAUGCAGAAGAGGCACUGCGGAGGCUACGGUUCAACGUGAAGGUCAUCAGAGAUGAGCUUUGUGCCUGGAGCGAGGAAGAAUGUAGGAAUUUUGAGCAUGGCUUCAGGGUCCAUGGGAAAAACUUCCACCUUAUCCAGGCAAACAAGGUCCGUACCCGGUCAGUGGGCGAGUGUGUGGAAUAUUACUACAUGUGGAAAAAGUCGGAGCGUUACGACUACUUCACUCAGCAGACACGUUUAGGAAGGAAGAAGUACGUCCACCCUGGAGCCACGGAUUACACCGACAAUGACUUGGAUGGGGGUGAAGCUGAAAACUCCACUCGUGCUCGGAACUCCCCACCCAUUCCCUCUGGAACUGGCUGCCUGGAUUCCCACUUCAGUCAAGACCAGAUAGCAAUAGAGAGCACAGAGCCCCUGAGUGUGGAGAGCACUGCCUGCAGCCUGGGCAGCAUGAGCGAGUCGGGGCAGGGCUAUGAGUGCAGCCCUCCUUCGGAGACCAACUGCUCCUUCGACCCCCAGGAAGAGCCAUCCUCAGGCACCCCCUCGGCUCCCUGCCCUCGCCACCCUGCUGCCAGCACCGAGCCGCGGCUCUUCCCUCUGCCCCCGGCACGGCUGGAGAAGCCGGAGCCGUUGCAGAGCUCCGGUGGGACGCUAAGCAUGGACUUCCCUCUCCCUGCAGACAUUAAUGAGGCUUUGCCUUUAAUCGCUGGCCCUGUGGAUUUGGACAGAGAGGCAGAGGUGGCCCCAGCGCAAGUGUCCUUAUCGGUCAUGGAGUUUGGCCUCAUCGGCAUUGGAGAUGUAAAUAGUUUCCUGAGUGCUCACCAGGCUCCUGUGGCUCACUCAGAGCCUUUGUCACAGUGAAAGCCUCCACUCACGGACUUGUCACAGCCCCAGCAAGGACUUUGACCUGACUGACUUAGAUCCGGGAACUUCCAUUGUUCCACAGGGACAGUUUGGAGCUGUUGGUCAGAAUCCGUCUUUCCAUCCUCCUUGAUCCAAGUGAAACCAAACACCUUUCUGCUCCAGUGUGUUCUGACAGCAUCCCACAAAGCUGGUGGCUGGCUGUGGUGAGGGGGGGAGCUCGGUCACCCCCUCUUGCCUUGACCCUGUGUCACCCCAGGUAAUGCCAGGCUUGGAGAGUCCCUGCCGUGGGCCAGGGGAAGUGGCCUUGGCCCCAGAGAUGCUUUGAGAGCAGGGAUGUGUCACUGGUGCCAUGGGGACGGGGGCACAAGAUGCGGUCUGGAGGUCCGAGAGCUUAGGACAUGCCCAGGGAGCACGUUCCAAGGGACAGGCAUGGCCAUGCCAGAGGAGGAGGACGAGGAGCCUUCGCCCUUCACCCACAGGUAGCGUGUUGCAGUGGAAUCAUCCUGCCCAUUCCCAUUGUGGGUCCUGGCACCCCAGUGGUGAUCUCUGCCCACUGUGGUGUGUUCCUGCGGGUGGGAUGCAGCUGGAGGCCGGCCUCGGGUCCUGGCAAAGGGAUCCUGGCUGUGCUUAAGCCCUUCUCGCCUUCCCUUGCAGGGAAUUGCCCUGGCAGGAAAGGGAGUUUCUAGACCUCCACCAGAGCGGUGCCGCUUCAGUGCCCGGUGGUGAAUGACUUGAUCCUUGUGAGCACUGCAGUGCAGGAAGGGAAACUGCAGAUAGAAAGGUCUGGAACGGCUGGAGGAAGAGGAGGGCACCAAGUGUAGGACCCCAGUGAGAGCAUGGAAUUCCAGGCAGGAGAGAGCAUCCCUGCCCCUUCCUGCAGCACAGGGAAAGCUGUUUUCCAAGGGGAGAGUCCGUCUUUACUGCCAUUAGCAGUGUCCAGGGAGGUGACAGGGCUGUGCUGGAGGCCGGAGCAGCUUCGCUUCCAGGGUGUGUUCCAGGGCUUGGGUUUGCCCCUGGCUUCAAUGCACGUGUUCUCCUUCCCCUUUUAUCCAUGCAGGAAUGCUGUCCGGCUGGCGCAGACCUUCCCUCCUCCACUCCUUUUCCACAUUUGGGAAGGGGUUGAGGUUUUCUGCUGGGUUUUGUUGAGCUGCCAUCAGUGGCUUUGGACGGUGACUAAACCCAUUAACCCGCAUCCUGCUGUCGCCAACCCUGGGGGGGGAAUGACAGGAUCACACCUUGUGGCUCCUCUUGCAAGCCCCAGGCUGGUUUCAUGGGCAGGCUUUGCUGUGAGGGGUGCUGAGCUCCAUCCAUCACCAGGUGCUAACCGGGCUCCAGUGGAAGGCAAACGCAUGGCACCAGAGUGGAACCACCUGGCUCUGAAUCCUCUUUCCUGGUGGGAGAGGAAGCUCCUUGGAGGGAAGAGGAGCAGGACAGGAGCAGAGCCUCGGCCUCUCCUCUCUACCAGCCACGAACAGGCUUAGUUUUCCCCAGUCUCUUCUUCCUUUGGUUCCUUUCAAGCCCUCCGGAGGCAGGGAUCCCUUAUUUAUGUUCUCCAGUGCUGUUUACAGUCGCAUGGGCUCCUUCCCCACCACCGGGGCCCUGCUUUUCCCACCCAUCUUUAGGGGAGAGGAGGGCAGGAAAGGAUGGGAGGGAGCGGGGUUUUGGUGGGGUUUUCUUUCUCCUUUACAAAGCACAUUCACUUUGAGCCCCUCCUGCUGCUGGACUCGUCCCCCCCAACCCCUACACUGUGAACUGAAACUGCCUUGAAGCCCCCUCGCCGCUAUUUAUUUGAUUAAACCCCUCAUUUGAAAGUGA